Molecule: messenger RNA, 2272 nt
Organism: Kogia breviceps (pygmy sperm whale)
Lineage: Eukaryota; Metazoa; Chordata; Mammalia; Artiodactyla; Physeteridae
Source: RefSeq, a predicted model, not a curated record
AAGAGUUGAAUUCUUAACUGCAAGCGGCGCGCCGCCCAGGGAAGGCUUUGCAGGCGCUGGUUUGGGCGCUGGGAUUUAAGGAAUCGUAUUUGAGAGGGUGAAGACGAUGGAGAAGGAAGGUGGCAUAAGCCUCGGUUUACAGACUAGAAAGCCAAGACCUCAAAGAACGACGGGACUUCUCUGCACGCUCCGCGAAGAAAUGCAAGGGCCGUUACCAGGCCCCAGAUUCCCCGUCCCCGCCGCCCAGCAGCCGUCUGAAGUGCUGGGCGGCGGGGGCGGGGACCGGCAGCUGCCCCGGAUCUGCCGGGGCGCGGCCUUAUGACGCGACGUCACGUCUCCCAUGUCUGGCGGCCCAUUGGUUCUCCACUACCACCCUUCUCCCGGGUAGGGAAACUGGUUCCGGAGCCGGAAACGAAGUAGCCUUUGGGUGCGAGACAGUGGCGGCGUUUAAGGCAGAACGACCUGUUGCCAGUGGAGCUGGCCAGCAUCUCCAUUCCGGCUCCAGCCCGAGUUGGAGAAAAACCCCGGGAUUCCGGUGGCCCAUGGGAGGGCGCAGUCUCGGAUCGCGAACUAUACGGCGCAGACCGAAAUAGCCGAGCCUGUGAGGGCCACCGGACACCCCGCCCCUAGGAAGAGUCGGGAAGCCUUGCCAGAGGUAGGAACCCAAAGGGACGGUUUCUGGAGUGGGGCCCGCCGGUCAUGGACACGCCCCAGGGGGCCGGUCCCGCCGCUCUUCGCUUCGCAGCCGCUGCCUGCUGGCAAGUCGUGCGCGGACGCUGCGUGGAGCAUUUUCCGCGAGUAUUGGAGUUUCUGCGAUUCCUGCGCGCUGCUGCCCCCGGCUUGGUUCGCUACCGGCACCAUGAACGCCUGUGUAUGGGCCUAAAGGCCAAGCUAGUGGUGGAGGUGAUCCUGCAGGGCCGGCCUUGGGCCCAGGUUCUGAAUGCCCUGCAUCGCCACUUCCCAGAGUCUGGACCUGCAGUGCGGGACCCCAAAGCCACAAAGCAGGAUCUGAGGAAGAUCUCAGAGGCUCAGGAAACCUUUUGCCAGCAGGUGAAGCAGCUGGCAGAAGCCCCUGUUAAUUUGGCUUCGAAGCUACAGGAACUUGAACAAGAGUAUGGGGAACUUUUUCUGGCUGCCAUGGAAAAGCUGUUUUUUGAAUACCUGUGUCAGCUGGAAAAAGCACUGCCUACACUGCAGGCACAGCAGCUUCAGGAUGUGCUGAGUUGGAUGCAGCCUGGAGUUUCUAUCACUUCUUCUUUUGUCUUGACCCAAUAUGGUGUGGACAUGGGGUGGCCACUUCCAGAGUGCUUUGCUACUGAUUCAAUGAAUAUGACAGAGCCCAUGGGGCAGAGUCCUCCUCAGCAACCAAGACCAGCAGUCCACGACCCUCUGCCAAAAGCCCGGCCUGGCCCACACCUUCCUCAGGGUCCAGCCUCAAGGAAGCACCCGGAACCUUUGAUUGGCCACCACUUCAAUCUGGCCCCUCUAGGCCGGCGAAGAAUCCAGUCCCGGUGGGCAUCCACUAGCAGAGGCCAUAAGGAGCGCCCCACAGUCAUGCUGUUCCCCUUUAGGAAUCUGGGUUCACCAACACGGGUCAUAUCUAAGUCUGGGAAUAGGGAAGAACAUGGGACACACACAGCAGAUCCAGCAGGUGCUGUGGGCACCAGAGCAGCCUCGACUGGCAAGUCUAGGAGUCCAUCCAAGACCCUGGGAGGAAGGGCUCUGAAGGAGAACCCAGUUGACUUGUCUGCCUCAGAACAAAAGGAGAACUGCUUGGAUUGCCCCAUGAAACCCCUGAGAUUGUCAUUAUCGCCUCCUUGGGCCAGGAAGUCAGUGCGUCCUCCAUCUCUGUGCAGCUCUGACAUUACUAUAGGGGACCUGGUUUUGGACUCCGAAGAGGAAGAAAAUGGCCAGAGGGAAGGAAGGGACUCUCUGGAAAACUAUCAGAAGACAAAGUUUGACACCCUGAUCCCCACCUUCUGUGAAUACCUCCCCACUUCUGGCCCCAGUGGAUCCUCCUUCUGUGCCCUCCUUACCGAAAGCCUUGGCCACAUCCCCGGGACAGUUGCAACCUCCAUCCUGCAAAGUAAGGAGCACUAUGAAGAGAGAGCAUGGAUGCCCCAAGCCCUCUAGGAGGUCCCAGUGGCCCACCUUAAAGCUGACAGGAACCCAGGAGUCCUGAUCCACCUCUACCAGAGCCUCCAGACCUGGCAGAGAACCCAGAUGUCUGGCAGCCUCAUACCCUACCCUGCCCUUGGCCUUACGGAAAUGA